Molecule: messenger RNA, 1091 nt
Organism: Colias croceus (clouded yellow)
Lineage: Eukaryota; Metazoa; Arthropoda; Insecta; Lepidoptera; Pieridae
Gene: Cpr66D
Product: activating signal cointegrator 1 complex subunit 2 homolog
Exons: 5
Coding region: 41-739 (232 amino acids)
Cellular component (GO): extracellular matrix
Source: RefSeq, a predicted model, not a curated record
GCACUGUAUCUUACGUGUUGUGUGUGAAUAAUUGUGUGUGAUGUUUCGUAAAUGUGUUGUUCUUGCAGUGUUGGGGUGCGCACUGGCCACCCCCGUCGCGCAGUACCAAGUACAGCAGGAAGAAGGCAUACCCCCUCAUCUAUUAAGACAGUACAUCGGCCAAGGUCAACAGCACGCACAACGUCCACAACACAUACCACAAGCUGCGCCUGCGCCAGCUAGAUUGCCAUACAACGUCCCAAGUGAAGAGCAGUACCAGCCCCGCCAGCAAUACCAGGCGCAGCCACAGUACCAACCACAGCCACAGUACCAGGCUCAGCCACAGCCACAGCCGCAACCACAGCCACAAUACAGACCGCAAGCCCAAAGAGAAGAGAGGCCUGAAGACUUUGACGCCAAUCCUUCUUACCAAUUCGGUUUCGACGUCAACGAUGACCAGUUCACCAACUACCAAAACCGCAAAGAACAGAGAGACGGUGACGUCAUCAAGGGCUCCUACUCUGUGGUAGACAGCGAUGGUUUCAUCAGAACUGUCACCUACACCGCUGACCCUAAAGAGGGCUUCAAGGCUGAGGUGUCCCGCAAACCUACAGACAUCGUAGUCAAAAUCCCCACGCCAAAGCCUCAAUUCCAAGAGCAGCAUGUAGCGCAACAUGUAGCGCAACCCCAACCACAGGUGCAACAAGCCGCGCAACCUCGGCCGAACCCCCACCAACAACAGUACUACCGUUACGAAUAAUUCUAGAAUAUUCUAGAACAUUCUAGAAUCAUCGAACAAUGUCUACGGCUUCAUGUUUAUUGUUCUCUAUGUUCUUUAUCCAAAUGAUUAUCUGUUUCGCUUUUUUUGAUUGCCAGUUACAAAAUACUUUACAAUCUGUGUAAUAUGUUCCUAUAUAAGUAUUUUUAUAGAUAUUUUCACUUCGUAAUUAAUUCUUUAUUCGCUAACUAUACCACACCAUAAUUCGUAUAAUGUUUGUUUCUUUGUAUUUUUAAAUCACGUAUUAUUGAAGUGAAACUUCUUUAUCGGGGUUGGAAAAAAAUUUAGUGUAACAAUUUUUCGUUACGCUUGACAUUUUUCCGUUACGCGCCAU